Messenger RNA from Lampris incognitus (smalleye Pacific opah), 498 nucleotides. RefSeq names its product protein shisa-like-2A. The record is from RefSeq and is a predicted model, not a curated record. The coding region runs from base 1 to 498 and encodes 165 amino acids. The transcript is spliced from 3 exons. NCBI's taxonomy places the organism in Eukaryota, Metazoa, Chordata, Actinopteri, Lampriformes, Lampridae.
AUGAGCGCUCAAUGCACCGGCUACUACAAUGCGGACAGUGUGUUCAUGGCCGGCUUUUCCUGUCCCACACCUGGAAACGAGGGCUAUGCCCUAUUCUGCUGCGGAUUUAACGAUACCAAGUACUGCUGCGAUGACCCCAACAGCUUUUUCCCAUACGAAUUUGGAUAUAUGUGGUGGCUGAGUAUUGGGGCGCUGGUAGGUCUCUUCGUUGCAGUGGUGGUCCUCUUGGCCUUCCUCAUCACCGCAGGUGUCCUCUGCUACCUCUUUAUCACCACCAAACCCAGUCGACUUGACAGUGGUUUGCCCCUCACAGCACUAGAUCCCAGUGAAGGACCCAGCAAUUCGAGCGCAUUCCUCCCCACUGGUCCACAGGGAUUCAGAAAACACUUCAUGAGCCGAAAACUGGACUGUGACAACCAGUCGCCUGACCCUGAACGUCUAUUCCAGAGGUGUUUUAUGGCCUCUGUUACCAGCGUGAAAAUGGAAAGUUCUUCAUAA